GUGACUGGGAUUUCUUAAUGAUGAUUUGAAUUGACAGAAAUUUAUAGAAAUUAAAUCCAUAGAUAAUUUGGGUAUUUGAAUCCAUCAAUUCCAAUGAGAUAGAUAGGAUUAAAAGCUAAUCAAUCAGUAUAUGUAUUUGAGGUGUGAAAAGUAGUUAAGGAUGCUGAAGAGAAUUUUAAGAGUUAAUUUCUAUGUUCACAUAUAGGAAGAAAAUUUUUUAAAUUUAGAUUGAGUUGAUGUUGAAGAUAAACUAAGAGAUUGGAGACAUGAAUAAAUCGUUUCUAUAAAUGAGAGGAAUCACGAAAAAACAUAUACUUCAAAUAAAAAAUCAGAAUGGUCCAUCAUAACAUCAUAAAAUGUGUAAACAUUUUAUUAUUAUCAAUUCUAACCUUUUAGAAGCAGAGGAAAGAAUUAAGAUAAGUUUAAUUUAAUUACUGUGACAAAUCGAUAUUAUAAUAAAG
This is a messenger RNA of Paramecium sonneborni, 461 nucleotides long. The record is from the annotation of a GenBank genome assembly. NCBI's taxonomy places the organism in Eukaryota, Ciliophora, Oligohymenophorea, Peniculida, Parameciidae.